UGGCAACCCUGGGUAGCAACAGUUUGUCUGUGCUGUGCGCUGCCAGCUGCGCUCAUUAUCCUUGCCAGCCUGAGCAUGUGUGCCAGCAAAUUGAGCUCUCCGCCGCAGUUGUUAACUUCAGCCACGCCUACUAAAUCCCGCCUGCGUUUGCUAUGCUUUUGCGGGCUGCUCAUCUCCAUUUACACGCUGUACGUGAAAAUCCAGCUGGACCACGACGAGAACUACACGGCCAUGUGCGAUUUGGCCGAGAGAGUAAGCUGCACCGCGGUCUUCAAAUCGGACUAUGGACGCGGCUUUGGACUCACGCAGCUGGUUUUUGGUAGAAGCACGAAUUAUUUAAAUCCACCCAAUGGCUCCAUUGGAGUCGUUUUUUAUACUCUCCUAUUUUUAUCCUCCUUCUACGAGCGCCGUUGGCUCUGCCAGCUGCAGUUGGUCGCCGCAGUUCUGACCCUUCUGCUCUGCGUCUACCUUGGAGGUCUGCUGCUCCUCGUGCUCUACGACUUCUGCCUGGUCUGCGUGCUCAUCUAUGCCGUGCACACGCUGCUCCUGCUGGAGGUCUAUGGACGUAACAAGCGCCUCUAUGCAAUCAAAACAGCUGUCGAGUGAAAUAUAUCACACAUUUUUCAUUGAAUCUUAUUGUUUCAAAUACGGAAUUAAUUAAUUCUUUUUUCUGCUGUGCAAAAAGACCACCGACCAACUGCUUUAAAUAAUAAAAUAUAU
Molecule: messenger RNA, 720 nt
Organism: Drosophila montana
Lineage: Eukaryota; Metazoa; Arthropoda; Insecta; Diptera; Drosophilidae
Gene: Vkor
Product: Vitamin-K epoxide reductase
Exons: 3
Coding region: 76-606 (176 amino acids)
Biological process (GO): vitamin K metabolic process; peptidyl-glutamic acid carboxylation
Molecular function (GO): vitamin-K-epoxide reductase (warfarin-sensitive) activity
Source: RefSeq, a predicted model, not a curated record